Vitrella brassicaformis is the source of this 1920-nucleotide messenger RNA. The record is from the annotation of a GenBank genome assembly. Lineage: Eukaryota; Vitrellaceae.
GUAAGGCCUCCGCUGCCUCCUCCCUGAGCAUCUUUUGGUGCAGAUGAGGCUUUUCGCAUCUUUUCUGCCUCACUUUUUCAUCUCCGCAAUGGUGCUCCUCUGCCGCACGUCGGCCUUCCAGAUCUCGAGAGCGAUACGUGCUAUGAAGGGGCCGCAAGGCGGCCGGCCCUCACCAUGGAAGAUGCAGUCAUCGACAACAGACAAAUAUCGCCAAGAUCCACCGAAGCCCAGGAAGGUGCGUGGCCACGCAGCUAGUCAGCACGAUGAAGGGACGACAGCUGAUCUGAUCUGAUCAUCUUUGCAAGGAUGCAUCCAUAAUGCAUGCGCUGUGUUCGCCAGUUUGCCAUCCGUCCCGACAAGGCCCUCGACAUCGCAACGGCAUCAGCAGGCCUGGUGUUCCGCCUUGGGUCGGGCGCUUUGGUCAACGGUUAUCGCGUGUCCUUCGAGAAGGCCGACACUGACACUCCAAAGGACGCGCCACAGACGCGAGCGCCGAGCGGCCUUGACGAGGAUGAGUACACCUUCGUGACAGUGGCUGGGCGGAAGACGGUAGGUAGACCUCUAACUGCAAUCACGUGAAGAAAGCUACAGUCGCAAUUUCCCAACCUCUAAUCAUCACUUAGGUGGAGACCAACAGGCUUGGGAAGCGGCCUGCCGUCCCGCUAGAGCUCUAUGAGUUCGAGGGAUGCCCAUUCUGCCGAAAGGUGAGCGACGAGAGAGGAGAAGGGGGAGGGGCCGGAGGGCGACAUUCCCUGUGUGUGUCUUGACUGUCGUGUGACGGUCAGGUUCGUGAGGCUGUCAGCAUCCUUGGUAAGGCCGGACGGACACAAGAGGAGACGAAUGUGAUGAUCAUCGACCACUUUCCCUCUCUCCCUCUCUCUCUGCGUGUGUCUGUCUGUCUGUCUCCCUGCAGACCUGGACGUGCUGUUUUACCCGUGCCCCAAGGACGGCAAGGUGUAUCGGCCACGGCUAGUGGCCCGCGCGGGAAAGAGCCAGUUCCCAUACCUUGUCGAUCCCAACGAGAAACUGGAGAUGUACGAGUCUGACGGUAAGGAAGCGCCAAGGAGGGGAGGGAUAUAUGGAAGGGGCCGAGUCUGUUGCACAAAGCAAGCUGCUGUCCCACAUGUGUGUUUGUGCGGUGCGCGUGUGUUCGGUUCAGACAUCAUUCAGUAUUUGUUCGACACGUAUUCUGACGGCAAGGUGCCCCUCUUCCUGCGGCUCGGCCCCUUCACCACCAUCACCUGUGGGCUCGGGCUGGCACCGCGACUCGGGAAGGGAUCGAGAUACAUACCGGUAUGCGUGUGGCCAGCCAGCUGGAUGGAUGGAUGGAUGGACAACAUAUGUCCUCCUCUGUCGCAUUUGUGUCUGUGUGUGUGUGGUUUCAGAGCAAGAGCCCACGGGAGCCGCUCAUUCUAUGGGGUUAUGAGGGAUCGCCAUUUGUCAAGAUCGUGCGAGAGGUGCUUUCAUCCCGCGAGCUGCCGCACCUGAUGAAAUUCUGUGCGAGGGGCAGCCCCAAACGAUCGGUAAGGUUUGUGAGGCCCCUGCCUGUGUGAGUGUGCGUGGAAUGGAUUUGUGUGUCUGUCUGCCUGCAGGCUCUGCUCAAGAAGACCGGCACGUUCCAGGUGCCGUAUCUAGAAGACCCCAACACAGGUGUCAAGAUGUUCGAGUCAGCCGAGGUAUGUGGGCGUGCCGUGCGGGAGUGUCUGUCGGCCGGAGAUGGGAAUGAUUGCGUUGCGUGAAUGUGGUGUGGUUCUCUCUCUUGGGCUUCAUUCAGAUCGUCAAUUAUCUGAAUGACGAGUACGGCGUGUCGAGCGACGAGCAGCAGCCUGUGGGCACCAGCAGCAUGACCACCACCACAUCAGCAGAUGACAGAUAGAUAGAACCAAAUACAUGACGCAUGGUGAAUAAAUGGCAGCCAAC